AUGUAUCGUAGCCACGUGUUUUAUUAUUUAACCUUAAGAUUGCUCUCCUUAUUGCUACUCAAUGGGAAGAUCAAUAGGACACUAGCGAUCGAAUAUGAGGAAUGUUUGGGAGUCAAUGUGGGUACUUAUGUGGCCAGUAAGAUGAAUUGUGCCAAAUAUAUAUACUGUGCCGGCGAGGGAUCUUUUGAGGGUGAAUGUCUAUCCGAGCACUUUUACGAUGUUGAUCUGGAUCGUUGCAUGAAUCAGGAAUUGGUGCUAAGAUGUGGCGGAUCAACAACUAAACAGCCAUCAUCGCCAAGCCCUCUAUCAGCUGAAGAAACUUCAAGAAAUCCCAUCAAGUUGACAACUAGCAAACCACCGAAUUCUUCAUUUUCCGUAACACUGCAUGAACUACCCAUUGCCAAUCCGUGUUUAGCUUAUAUGGUUUGUUAUGAAGGUGCUGGCAUGCCAAAAGUCUGUUCACCCACCAGGCUAAUGUCCUGCACUCAAAGACAGACAAUACGGCCAGUUGUAGCCUGUCGUAAGGGUGUCUAUGAUUUUAUGCCACAUCCGCUCAAUUGUGCCUAUUUCUAUUAUUGCUCGAAUGGCAGCAAGAAACUGCAUCGUUGUCCUUUAACCUUCACCUGGAACUAUCAGCAACGUGCCUGCGUUCAGCCAGGUCAAAGGAAAUGCUUUAGAAUAAACACCAAUAGGCCUAAAGUGAAAAAGCUUGUCUUUAAUUAA
Drosophila willistoni is the source of this 723-nucleotide messenger RNA. RefSeq lists its product as uncharacterized. The record is from RefSeq and is a predicted model, not a curated record. The transcript has a single exon. The coding region runs from base 1 to 723 and encodes 240 amino acids. Lineage: Eukaryota; Metazoa; Arthropoda; Insecta; Diptera; Drosophilidae. Gene Ontology annotation, cellular component: extracellular region. Gene Ontology annotation, molecular function: chitin binding.